Messenger RNA from Hibiscus syriacus, 1188 nucleotides. Its product is annotated as receptor-like protein 7. The coding region runs from base 1 to 1188 and encodes 395 amino acids. Lineage: Eukaryota; Viridiplantae; Streptophyta; Magnoliopsida; Malvales; Malvaceae. Gene Ontology annotation, molecular function: protein binding. The transcript has 5 exons. The record is from RefSeq and is a predicted model, not a curated record.
AUGAGGCCUUCACUUUCAUUUUCAUGCUUUCUUCUCAUCGUAGCUCUUGUCCAAUUCAUUGCCUUUUCUUCCUCGUCUGAGCAGCCAUCAGUGCUUUGUCACAGCGAUGAGCGUCUUGCUUUGAUGCAGUUCAAGGAGAGCUUCAUCAUCGACAAGCAUGCUUGUUCUUCUACUUCGUCUUCUUAUCCUAAGGUUGAUAGUUGGGAUUCACAAGGUGUGGAUUGCUGUUCAUGGGAUGGCGUAGAGUGUGACCAAAUGACCGGUGUCGUGAUAGGCCUUGACCUCAGCAGUGGUUGCCUUUACGGCUCCAUCAAUUCCUCCCAACAUUCUGUAUUUUCUGGUCAAAUACCCUCAGAAAUUUCAAAGCUCUAUAGGCUAUCUUCCCUGGAUCUCUCAAAUAAUCAAGAGUUUAACCCUUUUCGAAGGUUGUUGGAACUCAAAGAGCCAGAUUUGAAUAAUUUGAUACAGAAUUUAACAAACUUGGAGAAGCUGCAUCUCUCGUACGUAGAUAUGGCUUCUCCGGUUACUUGCCAGAGUUCAGUUUCAGCAACAAUCUUAAAACGUUGGCGUUGUGGAAUACAAGCUUUUUCUGGUGAGUUACCUGCAUCAAUUGAGAACCUUGAUUCCAUGGAAUUCUUGGGACUCGGUCACUGCAACUUCACAGGGUUAGUGCCAUCUACAUUGGGUAAUCUCACCAAUCUCAAGUUCCUGGAUCUUGCAACCAAUUAUUUUAGGGGGUCAGUACCGCCGACGCUGGCUAAUCUCACCAAGCUCGAUUAUUUGGAUCUUGGUAGUAAUUAUUUUACAGGUUUUAUUCCUCCUGAGCUGACCAACCUGACCCAACUCACUCAUUUGGACCUGCAACAUAACAUGUUACAAGGAUCAGUUCCAAGCUCACUCCCACGACUCGAGAAACUUGAAUUUUUCGACUGUGACGCCAAUAGAUUGGGUGGCAUACUGGAGAUGGAUACAUUUCUUGAGCUAAAGAAUUUGCAAAAUUUGUUUCUGUCAAAGAAUGAUUUCUAUUUAGUUUCUAGAAAUAAUAGCAAUGCCACCGGUGCUCAGCUUGUUGAUAUAGGGUUGCGGUACUGCCAUCUAACAGAGUUCCCAUAUUUCUUGCGCAACCAACACCGCUUGCAGCUUCUUGAUCUUUCUUCAAACAACAUUAAGGGCCAGAUACCCCAAUAG